This is a messenger RNA of Xyrichtys novacula (pearly razorfish), 1270 nucleotides long. The record is from the annotation of a GenBank genome assembly. NCBI's taxonomy places the organism in Eukaryota, Metazoa, Chordata, Actinopteri, Labriformes, Labridae.
CUUAAAUCUGUUCCGACUUAAGCUCUGGAGUUUUGCAGUCAGGAUGCCUCGUGUUCCGCCAAGUUACACUGAAUUCUUCUACGAUCCUCUGACCGAAGAUGUGGAAGAACUUCUCACUCGCUUCCAGCUCACCGAUUCGGUCAGGUAUGAGGUGUUUUCAGCCAUCUGGAGGGAGAUGUGCUUCUCAGAUGUCUUCAGGGGUAGUAACAGUGGGGGUGACAUGAAGAGGUUCUGCAGAGUGGCGUUGGCAACAGCGCUGAAGUAUUUCCUGCCUCCAUACAGCUACCAGAUUCGAGUUGGAGGCUUGUAUCUGAUGUUUGCUUUCUACCACACACAACUUGUUGUCCCACCUGUGCAAAUCAGACUGGCUCUGAGGGACUGGGCUCCGGUUGAGACGUUCCUGAAAGACACUAAGGAUUCUGGGCAUCUUGAUGUUAUUUAUAUAUACCAAAAACUUGUUAAUACCAAAGCCUUCCACUACACCGCCAUGCCACAUUUUCUCACCUUCAACAAGCAGAGGAAACCACAGAGGGAGCCAGUGUGUGCAGAGUUUCUUGGGAGGACCACCGCUGUGCCGGAUCUCCUCUCUGAGGAGACCCUGGAGGAGGUGACCAACAUCCAAAGCUUGUAUGAGAAGCAGAAGGGGGCCACAAAGGAGGUCAGCACCCAGGCUACUAUGACCCACCAAGGCUUUGCUACACAACUGCAAGACUGCAUGACAAAGUUUGUCACCUGGCAGCAGAAGACUUUCUCACAAGACAAAGAUAAAAACUCUGAUGAGGAGGAGGAGGACAAAGACAGUGGGGAGUCCAGAGCCAAGCUGCUGUCCUCCAUCAAGCAGAAGAGCUUCAGAAACUUCCAACUGGCGUCCAAAGCCAGGAGGCAUCGACAGGCCGAGGUGGUGGACUCGUCAGGCUCAGGAGCUGAGCAAGUUCAGGAGGCCACAGCACCUGCGCGGUCCAGGAAAACUCCAUCUCUGCGGGCUCGGACCUGGAUGAGUCUCGGGGUGACAAAGGAGGAGAGCACACUUCAGGCGUGGCUCCUGAGUGCUCCUGAGCACAGUGAGAGGGUGCCGGUGAAGAGGUCCCAGGCUCAUAGACCAUAAAGAGGAGAGGAUAUGGAAAGACUGUCAGCAAUAUAUAAUAUUUCUGUUCUCUUUAAUUCUGUUUCAGGUUAAAGUUGUGCAAAAGAAUGCUUUGAUUUGAUCAAGUAUUCAAAAAUUUCUACUUUUCGUUGUAAAGCUAAAAUCUAAUAAAUGCAGUUCAUUAUU